Messenger RNA from Glycine soja, 3292 nucleotides. Its product is annotated as MDIS1-interacting receptor like kinase 2-like. Gene Ontology annotation, molecular function: ATP binding; protein kinase activity; protein binding. The transcript is spliced from 2 exons. Bases 122 to 3055 code for a protein of 977 amino acids. NCBI's taxonomy places the organism in Eukaryota, Viridiplantae, Streptophyta, Magnoliopsida, Fabales, Fabaceae. The record is from RefSeq and is a predicted model, not a curated record. Gene Ontology annotation, biological process: protein phosphorylation.
AUUAAGUAAUUGUAACUUUCACAUUAAACAGGAGCAGUUUUUCUGCUAUUUAGUUGCACUACUAGCUCUGAUCGAGGAUUCAUCAUCUUCUGCUAUUCCAUAAUCACCCAAUAGCUAAAAUAUGAUGUUCUCUAAGCUUUCAUUACUUCGUCUAAUUAUAUGUUCACUCUUAAGCCUCCAUUCCUCCCAACUUUUCACGUCUACCUCUUUUGCCUUUGCUGCCAUCACUGCUGAAAACCAAGAGAGGGAAGCAGCUGCUCUACUUGAGUGGAGAGUGAGUCUUGACAACCAAAGCCAAGCUUCUUUGUCAUCAUGGUCCAGUGGUGUAAGUCCUUGCACGUGGAAAGGAAUCGUUUGUGAUGAUUCCAACUCUGUGACCGCUAUAAAUGUGGCAAAUCUUGGGCUAAAAGGUACUCUUCACAGUCUCAAAUUUUCAUCUUUUCCCAAGCUGCUAACUCUGGAUAUUAGUAACAACAGUUUUAAUGGAAUCAUUCCUCAGCAAAUUUCUAACUUGUCUAGAGUUUCUCAGUUGAAAAUGGAUGCUAAUCUUUUUAGUGGUUCAAUCCCCAUUUCCAUGAUGAAGUUGGCUAGCUUGUCUUUGCUAGACUUAACAGGCAAUAAACUUUCUGGUACCAUUCCAUCAAUUAGAAACUUGACAAAUUUAGAACAUCUUAAGCUCGCAAACAAUAGUCUCUCUGGUCCCAUCCCACCCUACAUAGGAGAGUUGGUGAAUUUGAAAGUUCUUGAUUUUGAAAGUAAUAGAAUUUCGGGAUCAAUUCCUUCAAAUAUUGGAAAUUUGACAAAGCUCGGCAUUUUUUUCUUAGCCCAUAACAUGAUCUCUGGAUCCGUUCCCACCUCCAUUGGAAACUUGAUCAAUCUAGAGUCGCUGGACCUUUCUAGGAACACUAUUUCCGGAGUUAUUCCUUCUACCCUUGGAAAUUUGACAAAGCUCAAUUUUUUAUUAGUGUUUAAUAACAAACUUCAUGGUACAUUACCACCAGCACUGAAUAACUUUACCAAACUCCAAAGCUUACAACUAUCUACAAAUCGUUUCACCGGUCCUUUGCCACAACAAAUUUGCAUAGGUGGGUCACUGAGAAAAUUUGCUGCUAAUGGUAAUUCUUUCACCGGUUCAGUUCCAAAAAGCCUGAAAAAUUGCUCCAGUCUUACCAGAGUAAACCUAUCAGGAAACCGGUUGAGCGGAAAUAUCUCAGAUGCUUUUGGUGUGCAUCCAAAGUUAGACUUCGUUGACCUGAGUAACAAUAAUUUUUAUGGUCACAUUUCACCAAACUGGGCUAAGUGUCCUAGUCUCACAAGCCUUAAGAUAUCCAACAACAAUUUAUCUGGUGGUAUACCACCAGAACUAGGCUGGGCACCCAUGUUACAGGAACUUGUCUUGUUUUCAAAUCAUCUAACAGGAAAAAUUCCAAAAGAACUUGGGAACUUGACCUCUUUGUUUGAUCUAUCAAUAGGUGACAAUGAACUUUUUGGCAACAUUCCUACCGAAAUAGGUGCUUUGUCCCGCCUUGAAAAUUUGGAGCUUGCAGCAAAUAAUUUAGGUGGCCCAAUUCCAAAACAGGUGGGAUCUUUACACAAAUUACUUCACUUGAACUUGAGCAACAACAAAUUCACAGAAAGCAUUCCUUCGUUUAACCAAUUGCAAUCUCUUCAAGAUCUUGACCUUGGUAGGAAUUUGUUAAAUGGAAAAAUACCAGCAGAACUUGCAACUUUGCAAAGAUUGGAAACACUAAACCUCUCACACAACAAUCUCUCUGGAACCAUUCCUGAUUUUAAGAAUAGCUUGGCAAAUGUUGACAUAUCUAACAACCAAUUGGAGGGUUCAAUUCCUAGCAUUCCAGCCUUUCUUAAUGCUUCAUUUGAUGCAUUGAAAAAUAAUAAAGGCUUGUGUGGAAAUGCCUCCGGUUUGGUGCCUUGCCACACCCUACCUCAUGGUAAAAUGAAAAGAAAUGUCAUCAUCCAGGCAUUACUCCCUGCUUUGGGGGCUCUAUUUCUAUUAUUAUUGAUGAUUGGAAUUUCGUUGUGUAUUUAUUAUCGAAGAGCAACAAAGGCCAAAAAGGAGGAGGCUAAAGAAGAACAAACCAAGGAUUAUUUUUCCAUUUGGAGUUAUGAUGGAAAAUUAGUGUAUGAAAGUAUCAUUGAAGCCACAGAGGGGUUUGAUGACAAAUAUCUCAUUGGAGAAGGUGGGUCUGCAUCUGUUUAUAAGGCAAGUUUAUCCACUGGGCAAAUUGUUGCUGUGAAAAAACUACAUGCUGUACCCGACGAGGAAACACUCAACAUAAGAGCUUUUACAAGUGAGGUUCAAGCCUUGGCAGAAAUCAAGCAUCGUAACAUUGUGAAGUUAAUUGGAUAUUGUUUACAUCCCUGCUUCUCCUUUUUGGUUUAUGAGUUCCUAGAGGGAGGUAGCUUGGAUAAAUUACUAAACGAUGAUACGCAUGCAACACUGUUUGAUUGGGAAAGGAGGGUGAAGGUUGUUAAAGGUGUGGCAAAUGCUUUGUACCAUAUGCAUCAUGGUUGCUUUCCUCCUAUUGUUCAUCGAGACAUAUCAAGCAAGAAUGUUCUUAUAGAUUUGGAUUAUGAAGCCCGAGUCUCUGACUUUGGAACAGCUAAAAUUCUGAAGCCUGAUUCACAAAAUUUAAGCUCGUUUGCAGGCACCUAUGGGUAUGCUGCACCAGAGCUUGCUUAUACUAUGGAAGUGAAUGAGAAAUGUGAUGUCUUCAGUUUCGGAGUUCUUUGUUUGGAAAUAAUGAUGGGGAAGCAUCCAGGCGAUCUCAUUUCUUCAUUUUUUUCAUCCCCUGGAAUGUCAUCGGCGUCUAAUUUGCUGUUAAAGGAUGUGUUGGACCAACGACUACCUCAACCAGUGAAUCCAGUUGACAAGGAGGUGAUCUUGAUAGCAAAAAUAACAUUUGCUUGCUUAAGUGAAAGUCCACGUUUUCGCCCAAGCAUGGAACAAGUGUAUAACGAGUUUGUGAUGCCAACAUCAUCUUCAGUGAAUUUAUUCUCCAUGGUCACACUUAGUCAACUCGUUGAUAAUUGAACCUUGUUUCCAGCCUGUUGUAUGCUUUUUUAUUGCUUUAACUAGUGAAGAAUCUCAGCACGGUUUACUGGAGACUCAAUGCAGAUCAGUAAUGAUCUAAACAGAAUAACAUCUGUGUCUCAAAUCCUCUUUAUUCCUCAACUCACUGUAUUGUUGUUAUACAUAAUGUUUCUAGACUUCUAUAUGCUGUAAUCGUGUUAGAAUCAUAUAAAUUGCAUUAGAUUUACAUUGGCUAUA